AGACUUCUGGGGAGCGCCUUCUAGGUGGACAGAUGGGGUGAAAAGGUGAAGGAGGGGUCAGGCAACAUUUCCAGUUCUAAACCGCCAACUGGCAGCCAGGGUUUCAAUCUGAAAGCGUCGAAAAGAAAAUAACUUCAGCGGAAUGAAAUUGGUUACAGAAAACUGGCAGCUGGGCCUGCCCCUGGCUGCCACCACUUCCAGGCUCAGCUGGGGACGCUGCCAAGGAGUUAAACAUAGCCCGAGUAAAACCAAGGGACACUGAAGUAGCGUUCGUGAGACUCACUGUGCGCACACCAAGGAGACCGCGUGUCCACAGGGAGCACACAGACCGAAACUCAGAGUGAAGCUCAGGGGUGGGUUUGUUUGUUUUGUUUUGUUUUGUUACGAAGCAGCUGAUAAAGUGAGAAAGCGGCGAGUCUUCACUCUUUACGGCACUUGGUUGUAAUGCUACAGUUUCCUUCAGCGAUUAAAAACUUGGCCAGCGGUUACCUCUUAGCAACCUUGGGAAACAGUUCAAGUUUGGCUCAUGAGUUUUCAGAGGCCUAAGCAAGAAAUGACCAAGGUCAAGUUAACCUUGCAAAAGAAACUAAAGGAAGCUUUGCGUGGUUGACCAGACUGGAUGACCAGACUGGUUUUGUCUGCUCGUGAAGUUUUCAAGGCUGAUUUUCUUUUUCUUUUUUUGACCAUGACCACGUUCCAAAGCCCUACACGAUGUUGUCUCCUUUGCUUGGUGCCCGAGGGUGUGCCCAGCCACAGCCACUUGCCUUCCCCGAUGUCGGGCUGGCGGGGCCUCCUCGCCUCCAGGGCGUCCUUGCCUCCAAUCACUUGUCCCCAGAAGCACAGACAGCAGUCCUCAUGGGCAAACUUCCAGAGCCAACGACAGGGGUCAGAGCUGGUGGGACUAGGGACACCAGCACGUCCAGCCCUCUGUAACUGCUCUACAGACAGGGAAACGGAGCCCCAGGGAGUCGAGUCCGCGUACAAACAGCACUGGGACACGUCUUCGAUAAGAGUAGGUCCCCGGGGGUGGGGGGGUCUUUCUGCAUAGAAACAAGCGUUCACUCAACGGAUUCACUGAGUGUGGACAGCUCCAGGAGUACUGGCUGGACUACUCUGCGAGGGAUCCCCAGAUGAGUGUUCCUGCCUUCUCCCUACGAGGACAUCUGUGAUUACAUUGGAUAAUCUAGGAUACCCUCUCCGUCUCGAGGCCGUUAACCUGAUCACGUCUGUGAAGGCGCUGCUGACAGACAAGAGCUCCAGGACUGGGCGGAUCCUCCCAGCAUGGCCACCACCGCCUCCUCCCAGCCGCUGCUCACCACCCAGGUCGCCAGUUCUGAGAACAGCAGCUCCUUCUUUGACUACGAGGACUACCUGGACCUGGAGGACUUCCUGCUCUGCAGGAAAGACGAGGUGCUGUCCUUCAGCAGGGUCUUCCUGCCGGUCUUCUACAGCCUGGUCUUUGCGCUGGGCCUGGGCGGGAACCUCCUCCUUCUAGUGGUCUUGCUCCGGUACGUGCCUCGCAGGCGGAUGACAGAGGUCUACCUGUUGAACCUGGCUAUCUCCAACCUCCUGUUCGUGGUGAGCCUGCCCUUCUGGGUCAUCUCCGUGGCCUGGCAUUGGGUCUUCGGGAGCUUUUUGUGCAAGGCGGUGAGCAUCCUCUAUACCAUCAACCUCUACAGUGGCAUCUUCUUCAUUAGCUGCAUGAGCCUGGACAAGUACCUAGAGAUCGUCCACGCUCAGGCCCACCACAGGCUGAGGACCCGGGUCAAGCGCUGGGUCCUUGUUGCCGUGGUCUGGGCUGUGGCCCUGGCUGUCUCCAUCCCUGACAUGGUCUUCGUGCAGGUGCAUGAAAACCCCAAGGGUGUGUGGCACUGCUAUCCGGAUUUCGGGGGGCACGGGACCUUCUGGAAGCUCUUCCUGCGCUUCCAGCAGAACAUUCUGGGGUUUCUCCUCCCACUCCUUGCCAUGAUCUUCUUCUAUUCCCGCAUCGCCUUGGUCCUGGUCAGGCUGAAGCCCCCAGGCCGGGUCCGGGCUCUGAAGAUGGCCUUCGCCCUGGUGGUGGCCUUCUUCGUGCUGUGGUUCCCGUACAACCUCGUCCUGUUUCUGCACUCGCUGAUGGACCUGAAAGUCUUAUGGGACUGCAAGGCCAGCAAGCACCUGGAUUAUGCACUGCAGGUAACAGAGACCAUCGCCUUCUUUCACUGCUGCCUCAUGCCUGUCCUCUACGCCUUCUCCGUCCGCUGCUUCGGCCAGUACCUGAAGGCUUCCCUGGCCGCUGUGUGUGGGUGGCACCAGGCACCUUGCCCUCCCCGGGCCCCACUGUCCAGCUGUUGUGAGAGUAGCAACCUCACCGGCCAAGAAGAAAUGACCAGCGUGAAUGACCUUGGGGAGAGGCAGGCGGAGGACUCUCCCAACAAGGAGGGUGUGGGGGAAAAGGAAACCCAAGUGGCCAUGCCACAGUCUGAUGAUGGCGGAUGGGACCCAGCUCAGCUGGGUAUCCACCCAAGUUCUCUCCAAGGGCCUCACUGACAAUGUUGCUAAACUCAGUGGUCAGUUUUCAGCUCUCGACCAUCACCAGCAUCCGCUCACUCCUUCCAGGACAUCACACUCCUCGGACUGCUGCGACAGUUGCCCAGCUGGCCUCUGUUUCCUAUCGUCAUGUCCUCCUACCGUCGAUUGCAGUGGUCCCCAACCUUUUUGGAACCAGGGACCAGUUUCCUUAAAUACCUCUUUGUACUUCUUAAUCCCCUCACCUCUUCAUUCAUUCCCCCACACCCGCCUCCCAUCGGGGAACCAUCAAAAUGCUCUCUGGGCCCUGGCUGGUACGGCUCAUUGGACUGAGUGCCAGCCUGCAAACCAAAUGGUCACCGGUUCGAUCCCAGCCAGGGCACAUGCCUGGG
Phyllostomus hastatus (greater spear-nosed bat) is the source of this 2900-nucleotide messenger RNA. It is a transcript of the gene ACKR2, whose product is annotated as atypical chemokine receptor 2. NCBI's taxonomy places the organism in Eukaryota, Metazoa, Chordata, Mammalia, Chiroptera, Phyllostomidae. Gene Ontology annotation, cellular component: membrane. Bases 1282 to 2529 code for a protein of 415 amino acids. Gene Ontology annotation, biological process: immune response; chemotaxis; G protein-coupled receptor signaling pathway. The transcript has 3 exons. The record is from RefSeq and is a predicted model, not a curated record. Gene Ontology annotation, molecular function: chemokine receptor activity.